Messenger RNA from Musa acuminata AAA Group (dessert banana), 2280 nucleotides. RefSeq lists its product as uncharacterized. The coding region runs from base 616 to 1920 and encodes 434 amino acids. The transcript has 6 exons. NCBI's taxonomy places the organism in Eukaryota, Viridiplantae, Streptophyta, Magnoliopsida, Zingiberales, Musaceae. The record is from RefSeq and is a predicted model, not a curated record.
CAUGGACGGCGAUCGUAUGAAGACGAGGAGGCGGGGGAGAUGACGAUGCUUGUGGAUAAGCACCUCAUCCAUCACUUUCGCACCAACGUGCGUUGUCUCUCCUGAUCGAGAAGACCGUCGAUCGUUUCAUUGAUCUCGCCUGCCUUUACGCACCAGUACCGAGGUGAAAUAAUCGUUGGUUUCAUGCUGCUGGAUGAUUGAAAGAGGAGAUACGGGUUGCACCUUGGAUUGAGGGAUUCUUGGGUCUACAAGUGCUUAUUUUAGGAAAAGAUGAUUUGUGCAAGAGUUGAGAUCGAGAAGGUAUCGCAGACCUCCUAACUCGAGGAUGGAUUUCUGGUGCAGCUGACCAAGAAAGUGUGCUACACUGGACUUACCGGCUGAACGGUGCUUCACUUUUUCCUUGCAAUCGGACAUGAAAGGUGUAAAGUACUCCAAAGAUCCUCAGCUCCGGCUCAUGCAAAGAGGACUUCUCUCUCGAUGCUGCGUACCACCUUCAUCUCUGACACCGGUGCUCGACGACAUCGAUGCAACAUGCCUGCAUCAGCCACUGCCCAACCAUUACCCCAAAGUGAAGCCCGUAUUAAAGUAAACCUGCGUCCAAACGCUGCGGUAUAGAUGAUGUCGGUUGCCAUGAUGCAAAGCUCGUCCGCAGCUGUCUUCGACUCGGACAAGUGCAGCCGGACGGCGCCGGUGGAUCGAUAUAGACGGCAGGACGAUCCUCCUCUGGCGGUCGAGGAAAGCCACGCCCAGGAGCGGCCCGAACAAUUCGACAUAUGGAGCGCGAUCCAAUCGCGGGAGGCGGCCGCCGCCGCCGCUGACCAGCCGGCGGCUCCUUACGUUCAUCCUCUCGCUAGGCGGUCUUCGAGCCUGUUGAGCCAGAAGAGCCUCGAGAUCUGCACGGAACGCCUCGGAUCCGAGACCGGCUCUGAUGGCUUCUCCUCCUUCAUGGACGACCUCGACUUCCACCAUCCAUCUAAGCUCGCUGGAGAAGAGACAGAGGAAGAGAAGAAAUAUGUGCCCUUCGAGAAGCAAGCAGGAGGAGGAGGCGCCAGGGAGCUAGCGUCGGUGAGUUCCCAUUGUUCAGUUGGCCGGCGGUCGCCACCGAGGUCGUUCCCCCCACCGCUGCCGUCGAUCUCCCAGCGCAACGUGCCUUGCCUCCACAUGAGGCCUCACCGCCUAGACGGGCGCCUCGUCAUGGAAGCCGUCGCCGUCCCUUCAAAGAACUACUUUCACGCCCAGCGCGUGGACGGCCGACUCGUCCUGUCCUUGACCGACACCACCUCCGGAGACAAACCUGGUCACGCAUCCGAUGCCACUGAAAUUACACAACCACAAAUGCCAGAAGACGUCGAGCAAGAUAACGAAGAUACUGUAGGGAACGAAACGACGGAAAUAACACAAUUGGAGGAGGAGGAGGAGGAGGAGGAAGAAGAAGAAGAAUUAGAGGAAACUAACCGAUACGAGGAAGAGGAAGAAGAAGAGGAAGUGGAAGUGGUGGACAGGGGAACGAUCGUCGAGGUGAAGGUAAGCACGCAGCCCCAGCAACAGAGCGGCGCCAUGAAGGUACACCGGUCCUCGCUCGUCAUCAACAAGUUCGUGGGCGGCGCUCCCCUAACCAGCAUGACCAAAUGCGAGCAACCUGUUCCAUCAACCGUGGUACCCAGGCGGGCAUCGCCGACGACGACCACUGCGGCGGCGGCGGCGUCCACGCUCAGCGUCACCACAGAAGGUUACAACGACUACGGCUACAUCGGGCUGUGGGCGCCGCUCGGCGGCCACCACCCACCGCUCGACAACAAGCUUCUGUUCACUUCCAAGCGGCGGAACCGCGGGGAGUUGCUCCACGACAUGAGAAGGUGCAGCCAGCUGCGCAGGCCAUUGUUCAUUAGGGAGCCGUGUUGCGCUGUCACCUCCACUUGAGAGGUGAUCACGCAAAUGCUCAGAGUCUCACAACGGAUGCUUCCCGCUGUCUUCCAAGCCGCCGACGACUAGUGAUUACACAUAAGCUAUAAGAUAUCGAUACUACAAGCCCAGUAGGCUCCCUGUUUGGUUUCUCCGGUAUCGUGGUUUGUCUUCUGCUGUCUCUUCUUUUUCUAACCACACCAUUUUCCAGCCGGUGAUUGAAUCUGAUACUAUCCAAUUUGAUAUCAUUACGAUUAGACUGCUCUGAUAUCGUUCCUAGUUUGGUGUUGGAAUCAGAGAGGAACUUUUGGAAUCCGGCCGCAGGUCUUGUUGUCUUCUAGUGUAAUGAAAUACUAAGCAUGUGGUUUUUGAUGUCAA